Molecule: messenger RNA, 3229 nt
Organism: Perca flavescens (yellow perch)
Lineage: Eukaryota; Metazoa; Chordata; Actinopteri; Perciformes; Percidae
Gene: rcbtb2
Product: regulator of chromosome condensation (RCC1) and BTB (POZ) domain containing protein 2
Exons: 12
Coding region: 240-1793 (517 amino acids)
Molecular function (GO): protein binding
Source: RefSeq, a predicted model, not a curated record
UCUGACUAAACGUUACAGGAAGUACGGUGGUGGUGUUGCGAUCAAAGCUAACUGGUGCAAACACAGCGACUGAUGUAAAGCCAGAUCCAUAGCAGACCGCCGAGAUGGUUCCAUCAGCGACUUGACCGGCAGGGAAUAUGUUGGCUGACAGCUUCUCCGUGUUUCCGUGUUCAGUGAUUAGAAAACGACACCGCGGUGGAAGCACUAACGUUAGCUAGAACAACAGCAAGCUGAGUAGUAUGCUGGACGUGGGAAAGUGGCCAGUUUUUGCGCUCCUUCCUCCAGAGGAACUCCGGCUUAUUCGGCAGGCUUGUGUCUUUGGCAGCGCUGCAAACGAAGCCUUCUAUGUCACAGUUAAUGAUGAGGUCUUUGCUUUGGGCACCAACUGCAGCGGCUGUUUAGGGCUUGGAGACCUUCAAAGCACUAUUGAGCCGCGCCGGAUUGAUGUCCUGUGUGGAAAGAAGAUUGUGUCCCUAAGCUAUGGAACAGGACCACAUGUGGCUAUCGCUACUGCAGAUGGAGAGGUGUUUGCUUGGGGCCACAAUGGCUACAGCCAGCUAGGCAAUGGGACCACCAACCACGGAAUGACCCCUGCCCUGGUGUCCACCAACCUCCUCAGCAAGAGAGUGACAGAGGUGGCCUGUGGCUCCCACCACACUAUUGCCCUCACAACUGAUGGCGAGGUGUACGCAUGGGGUUACAACAACUCAGGCCAAGUAGGUUCGGGGUCUACUGCCAACCAGCCGACACCGCGCCGCGUUAGCAGCUGCCUGCAGAACAAAGUGGUGGUUAACGUAGCCUGUGGUCAGCUCUGCUCUAUGGCUGUACUAGACAAUGGAGAGAUCUAUGGUUGGGGCUACAAUUGCAAUGGACAGCUAGGUUUGGGCAACAAUGGAAAUCAGCAGACCCCAUGCAGGAUUGCUGCUCUCCAAGGUGUCAACAUCGUCCAGGUUGCCUGUGGAUAUGCACAUACAUUGGCACUUACAGAUGAGGGGAUGGUUUACGCCUGGGGAGCCAACUCAUACGGGCAGUUGGGAACAGGCAAUAAGAGUAACCAAGCUCUCCCCACUCUGAUAAACACAGACAAGGAGAGGAUGGUGGAGGUAGCUGCAUGUCACACCAGCCACACGUCAGCUGCCAAGACCCAGAGCGGGCAGGUUGUGAUGUGGGGUCAGUGUCGAGGUCAGGCUGUGGCCAGCCCCCACCUCACCCAUUUCGGAAGCACAGACGAUGUGUUUGCCUGCUUCGCCACACCAGCAGUCACGUGGCACCUCCUCUCCGUAGAUGGUGAUGACUACCUGACUGUUGCCCAGUCUCUGAAGAAGGAGUUUGACAGCCCAGAGAUUUCUGACCUAAAGUUCUUGGUUGAUGGGAAGUGUAUCCAUGUUCACAAAGCCCUGCUGAAAAUCAGAUGUGAGCAUUUUCGUGCACUGCUUAAUGAAACGGAGGAGGAGACCAUAGAAAUCCACCAGUUCUCAUACCUGGUGUACCGAGCCUUCCUGGAGUACCUCUACACAGACACCAUUAACCUGCCACCAGAGGAUGCUAUUGGGUUGCUGGACUUGGCCACGUUCUACCGAGAGACGCGGCUGAAGAGGCUGUGCCAGGAAACGAUCAAGAGGGGCAUUUCUGAGGAGAACGCCAUCACUCUGCUCUCUGCCGCUGUCAAGUAUGAGGCUCGGCCCUCUUCAUUUUUAGGACCUGGAGGAGUUCUGCUUCAAGUUUUGCAUCAACCACCUAACAGCCGUCACGCAGACCCAGGCAUUUGCAGACAUGGACCACGACCUGCUUAAGAACUUCAUUAGUAAAGCCAGCCGCUACGGGGCCUUCAAAAACUGACUAGAGCGGGGCCCCCGUAGCGACGGACUCAACACGUUGAGGUUUCAGCCCACCGAGGUCCUGAGAUCCGACCCGAGACCACAGCACACGGCAGGCUGAUCAGCACUUCAAAGCCUCGUUGCUGGGGCUGUUAACCACCGCAGAGGCAAAGGGUUUCAGGUUUCAGCCUCUAACUGAGGGCUUCUGUGUUACUGCCCUGAACCCAACCCAAACACACACACACAAGUUGCUUUUGGGGAGUAAAUAUCGGGUUACCCCACUUGGUCAGUCACAAGCAGACAUCGCAGAGGCUGAAUAAGAAAGAUGCGUUGCUGACAAUAGGCUUGGCUAAUUAAGGCGUCUGAUUUGUUUGAUCAAGCUGGUCGACAGGCAGAUGCCUCGCAGUGACAGGAUGCCUGGACAUGCUGAAUGCUAAACCUAAUUCUUUGCAAUAAGUAAUAUAUAUUUUUUGUUUUUUUAUCACAAUGCCCUUUAGCAGUUAGUAAAAGAAAUAAUCAAUAAGUAUAUCGUACUGUAGCCAUGAAUUGACCCUUGAUUCUCAAACGUUCCUGAUUGAGAAGUAAUAUUUAAUAAGGGGAGAAACACAAACUGCUCUUUUUCUUUGUUUUAUACUGUAGUGUUUCACCCUUUGCUAUCCAAACUCACGGUUAUUUUUUCAUGUUUGUAUUGACUAACAUUUGCACUAUUUUGCUGCCGUGACCUAACGCGACACACACACACAGGAUGUCAAAGGUGUGUUGUUUUUGACUGUUACUUUUGGCCAUCGUCAGCUGACUGAUCUAAAAAGAUGCAAUCAGUUAGAUUUAUGAGAGAUACGGACAUCCUCCUGCAUGUUUACUUGUGUUCAGAUUCACCCUCUCUGUGCAGUAGGAAACGCUGUCUGACUUACACAAGCAUACCGAUUCCUGUGUAGCCUGUCGGUGAUCUUACACCGUAGCUUUAGCCUAUUUUACAGUCGUGUUUCAUUGCAAUUUGGUAUGUUUACAAAAGUUUGGUUGUUGGAUUUUUUUUUCUUUCUUUUUUUGUAUAUUGGCAGCAUCUUUUUACAAGUAUUUCUUUCCAUCUCUCCCCUGGUAGCACCUUUGUGGUAAUUAAAUAGUGCUGGCUUGUGUAAUUGCCAACUGACUGUUGAAUAUAGCCUCAUAUAGUCUCUUUAAAUGUAGUUACCAGAUAUUUCCACAUUACAUUUCUACAUCCGUCUAAAUAAAAUGUAACAAAAUGCUUUUACUUCAACAAGCCAAUUAUUGUGUUUUUUUUAAACAUUUUGAUAAUUACUAAAAAGAAAUGCCUGUGUUCUCAUUUUGUAUGGAAAAUGCUGUAAUCUGCUGACAGCGGCAUCUAAUGUUAACAUUUGAUAAUCUAAAAUGUAUUAAAAUGAGCAACUACAGAA